This is a messenger RNA of Conger conger (European conger), 2842 nucleotides long. RefSeq names its product Pim-1 proto-oncogene, serine/threonine kinase (gene pim1). Gene Ontology annotation, molecular function: protein serine/threonine kinase activity; ATP binding. NCBI's taxonomy places the organism in Eukaryota, Metazoa, Chordata, Actinopteri, Anguilliformes, Congridae. Gene Ontology annotation, cellular component: cytoplasm. The coding region runs from base 342 to 1289 and encodes 315 amino acids. The record is from RefSeq and is a predicted model, not a curated record. Gene Ontology annotation, biological process: protein autophosphorylation; negative regulation of apoptotic process. The transcript has 6 exons.
CGACAUUUCAGUCCUUUGCCGGUGUCAUUGUGGACGCAAUACAACGGCAAGACUUAAUCAUUAUUUAUUGAUGUUAUAUUUUCUAAUUUAUUUUCGGGUUUAACUGUAUUCUCUACUUGAAAUUUUAUUUGGUAUAUAUUUAGCGACGAUACAGCUCGCUAGUUAUAUUUCAAAUACAGAACCGCCUUAGCCCUCGCGUUAGCAAGCUAGAUGAAAAGGGAUAUCUCUCGUUUAUACAGCGUGGAUCCAUAGCACUGUCACCGAAGACGUACAAAUCCCGAAACGCCAAGGCAAAUUGGAAUAAUCGGGCAUAUCUUUUUGGAUUUUUCUCUGGAAAAGGAAUGCUGCUCUCCAAGUUUAACUCUUUUGCUCACAUCUCAACCGUGGAUAUGCCGGCGAAAAUCCAGCUUCAAGUUCAACAAGUGAAAGAGAGGGAACCCUUCGAGAAAGUUUAUCAGGUCGGCGCUGUGUUGGGCAGCGGCGGAUUCGGCACAGUGUAUACUGGUUUGAGGAUUGCUGACGGAGCACCGGUUGCCAUCAAACAUGUGGCGAAGGACCGGGUGUCCGAAUGGGGAGAACUGCCCAAUGGCUCUCGUGUUCCCAUGGAGGUUUUGCUACUGAAGAAGGUGGGCACAGGUUUUCGGGGUGUGAUCAAGAUGCUGGACUGGUACGAGCGUCCAGAUAGCUUCAUCAUAGUCAUGGAAAGGCCGGAGCACGUCAAGGACUUAUUCGAUUUCAUCACGGAGAAGGGCGCUUUGCCCGAGGAGCUGGCGAGGAACUUUUUCCGCCAGGUCCUGGAAGCAGUUCGGCACUGUCAUAAUUGCGGCGUGGUACACAGAGACAUCAAAGACGAGAACAUUUUAAUUGAUCUGCGAACUGGCGAGAUGAAGCUGAUUGACUUCGGAUCAGGGGCGCUGCUCAAAGAUACUGUAUACACCGAUUUUGACGGUACUCGAGUGUACAGCCCACCGGAAUGGAUCAAAUAUCACCGAUACCACGGUCGGUCUGCGACGGUGUGGUCACUGGGCGUGCUGCUGUACGACAUGGUGUGCGGAGACAUCCCCUUUGAGCAGGACGAGGAGAUCCUCAGGGGCCACGUGCUCUUCCGCAGGCGAAUCUCCACAGAGUGCCAGCAGAUGAUCAAACUGCUGCUGUCCCUGCGGCCGUCCGAGCGGCCGUCCUUCGAGGACAUCAUCAACCACCCCUGGAUGCAGAGCGCCGCCGCCCCCUCCACGGAGCCCGCCGAGAUCCGGCUCCACAGCCUGAGUCACGAGUCCUCCAGCAGCUAACCGCAGAGACCCACCCUUCCCCCCCCUCCCCUCCGGAGCAGGGCUGAGAACGCAGCAGCAGUCCCGAGGACAGGCAGACUGACUCAUCACUUUUUAUUUUUUAUUUUUUAUUUUUUUAUUUUAUUUUAGAAUUUUUUUUUGCAUGAAGGCCUGAACUCGGUGACUGCCGCUGUAGGAGUUUUUGCGGAAGAGGCCGAGAGCCGUCACUCGGCGGAAAAACGCGCGGACUGCGGGCGCGUCGCCACGGAUACGCGCGGGUCCCGGUCGCGGCGAGAGCCGGAACGCCCCGGCGGUCGCCGGGCGGGGCAGGGGGCGACACGGGCAGGGAGCCAAUCGCCUUUGCCUUUCCUCUGACUGAAGCAGAGCCAUCGCCCUGAGCGACUGCAGGGUCCUCCUCCUCCUCACACAAGGGCAUGCUGUACGUCCCCCGUCGAGCGCUGCAGAAAGGACCAAGAGCAGCCAUACGCAGCUGAGCCUGCUCGUCACGCCAUCCCGGCAAACCGCCUGAGCUGCCCCCCAACCCCAGAGCUAACCGCACCCCACCCGCUGGUGCCGGGGGCGCAGAGAGGAACCUCGGAGGAGAGAAACACGAGCCAGACUCUCGCACCGGACAUUUCUCGCAUAUAUAUUAGUGCCUUCCAUGUGAGUUGCAUCAUCGGGGACUGAGGAAAAUACUUGAAUUUUGAAAAAAGAAAAAGAAAAAAAGAUUGCUGUUAUAUAAUCACUAACACCACUCUGUUCCUUAAACUGGACUCUUCUUAGGCUUCCGUCUUCACUAGCAGGCCCGGGGCAAUCCAUAGCCCCAUCUGGGCAUGCAUCGUCAAUAGAAACCAGAUAACCUCCAGACAAAUCGUGCAAACUCCCAACUGAAAUACUUACCUCAUGCUGGCGGCCAUCUUAGGCUCACCUCUCCACCCCGUUGUCCACACUGCCACCACUCACAUAGUCAUGAAUGCACACAGCAAUGCAACCACAAUAACAAAUAACUACAUUUGUGUUCUAAAUGUCUUCUUUUGUUCAUUUUUGUACAUAUGUACAUUUAUUUGUCAUACUAUAAAAUUCCAGGAUGGAACUGUUGUAAAGAUAUUUAUUUGUGACUUUGCGCUCAUACAAAAGCAAUGUGGGAUUAUUUAUUUAUUUAAAGAGAAAUAAUUUUUUGUCAGCAGUUUAUUUCAUUCCACACUGUUAUUGAAGGGCCCACAGAUUAUUUAAAUCUAUUUUUAACCAUAUUUAUGGCUUAAUUUUUUAAAAAACAAUUUAUGUGUGUAAAUAACCUUCAAAGCACUUCUGUUUCAAUGCAUGGUGUAUUGAAUGUCUACUGAAAUGGUAAAGCAAACUUGUUUUUUGUUUACCUAUUUUAAAAAAAGUGUCUGCUGUGCAUUUGUAUGGGUUGCGAAUGUCCCCUUGUAAAUACUGUGUUCACUAGCAGUUGCAUGAUUGCAGCUUGAAAUUUUUUUUCUCUCCCUCAUUUGAAUUGGAUUAGAAUUGUAAAUGAUACUAGAAUCAAAAUUAUUUUUUUAUACAAUUUCAAUAAAUAUUUUUUUUAGCCUUAA